Molecule: messenger RNA, 10623 nt
Organism: Ceratina calcarata
Lineage: Eukaryota; Metazoa; Arthropoda; Insecta; Hymenoptera; Apidae
Product: protein abrupt
Exons: 6
Coding region: 620-2488 (622 amino acids)
Biological process (GO): regulation of transcription by RNA polymerase II
Cellular component (GO): nucleus
Molecular function (GO): protein binding
Source: RefSeq, a predicted model, not a curated record
CGUCACGUGCCGUCCAGCCAGCGCUCACAAUAGACGGAGCAUUGUUUUCAUAAGCGAUCGCGGGCUCAUUGUCUCGUCACUCUCCAGCAGCAGCGGCGGAUAACGUCCUCCCGCCGCUAUCACGAUGUCGUUAUUAUGAGACCCAUUGCGCCGGUAGACUGACAACCUCUUUACACCUGACGGAAGACCAUCGACGGCUUUAUCUCCUUCAUCAAUCUCGGAAUUGAAAAAAAAAUAGACGUGAACAAGAAGUUUCAGUAGACCAAUCGGAGAUAAAACGGAACAACCAAAGAAUUUUAUUCGAGGACGUGCAGCAAAGGAGGUCAAGGCUAAUUGACCGAGAUACAGUGAUCUCGUUUGACCUGAAAAAGGAGAAGACCGGAGUACCCUGUAUCUUGGAAUUUCCUCGCGUUGACGUAAUUCCGCGAGGACAGGUGACGAGACGUCUGUGUGGCUGUGCGUGGAGGAAGAGGCAGAGGGUCGAGUCGAUAAGGGAUAGAGAGGGGUGCGUGGUGAAACGCGACGAGAGGGUGAAGUGAAGGUGUUCUUGUGGGGUGCCAGAGUGAGCACGAUAGCACCUCUGGUGCCCUCGGCCGUGGGUCCCGAGGGGACGGACGCCAUGGCGGCCUCUUCGUCCUCGUCGAGCGGCGAGCAGCAAUACUCACUCAGGUGGAACGACUUCCACUCGAGCAUCCUCAGCUCAUUUCGUCAUCUGAGGGACGAAGAAGAUUUCGUGGAUGUGACCCUGGCAUGCGACAGUAGCAGCUUCACCGCACACAAGGUCGUUCUCUCUGCGUGUAGCCCUUACUUCCGUAGGCUCCUCAAGGCCAACCCAUGUCAACACCCGAUAGUGAUCCUGAGGGACGUUGCUUCGUCGGACAUGGAAUCGCUGCUGCGCUUCAUGUACCACGGCGAGGUUCACGUGGGCCAGGAGCAGCUGGCCGCGUUUCUGAAGACUGCACAAAUGCUUCAGGUUCGAGGAUUAGCCGAUGUGAAUAGCGGUGCAGCUACCGCGAAAAUCCCACCCCCCUCCUCGUCCGGUGGCAACAACGGUAGUGCACCGACGACACCGCGUAACCCUUGGCAAGACAAUGGCAGGGGUGACUUGAACGAGAGUGGUUUGAGUCCGCCACCAGAGAAGAGACCUAGAAGCUACAGUCCACCACUGGGUAACCACGUAGAACAAAAGUCGGACCUCCAAGAGUCGCUUUUGGGACAGGCACUGGAAGGGGGACCCACGAUACACACGACGCCCACCAACAAUGUACAGGCACAAUCCACUGGCGAGGAUUCAAACUCCAUGUCGGACAACGAGGAAGAGAUGUCGAACAAUGACAGUAUUCUAAAUUCCGUGAAGACCGAGCCGAGCGACAUUCUCAGUGAUUCUAUAGAGCAUCAUCGUAACUCGUUUCCUACUGCGCUUUUGGGAAUACCAGGGCUGAUACCAGGACCAUCCGGGAUCCAUGCGGCGAAUCAGGAUCCGAAUUACGUCGGCCGUCGCGGUCUGGACAUGAUGCGGGUCCGCGCUACGGAUCCACGCCCCUGCCCGAAAUGCGGCAAGAUCUAUCGAUCUGCGCACACGUUACGCACCCACCUGGAAGACAAACACACGAUCUGUCCGGGAUAUCGUUGCGUCCUAUGCGGAACCGUGGCCAAGUCGAGGAACUCGUUGCACUCGCACAUGUCCCGACAGCAUCGCGGCAUCAGCACCAAGGAUCUGCCGGUGCUACCGAUGCCAAGCCCAUUUGACCCGGAUCUAGCUUCGCGUCUGUUGGCGAAGGCGGGUGUCAAGGUGAGUCCCGCGGAAUUGCGAGCUCGUGCCAGUCCUACGGGGCCCAGGCGGGGUGACAUGAGACUAGAAAUACCACGGGGUGGCGCGCCUUCUGAGGCGGGAAGCAGCGUGUGCGGCGGAGACGAUCCGGAGGAUCUCACUCUGCCAUUGAGUCUCAGGUAUGGAUCACCGACGCCGAAUAACAACACCGUGAUCACCAAAGUCAGUGGUAGCAACAGCAGUAGCAGUACCAAGAACUCGACGGCGACCGCGAUAGCGGCUAAAUCUCUGGACACCAUGCACGGUAGCCGUGAACCGAACACGGCACCUCUUCAUCCGCCUGGACACUUACAUCCUAGCCACCAUAACGCAAGCGCGACUGGAUCGGCGAUCCUGGACACUUACCUGCAAUUUAUCGCCGAGAACUCUGGAUUAGCAACGAUGGGAUUGAGUCCCGAGCAAGCCGCCGCCGUGGCGGCUGCUCACGCAGCUAAGAUGGCUCACAUGAGCGCGAUGGAUAAGUUGGGCAGUCGUGGCAUUGAGGAUUAUCCUAUGAUCGGACGAGACGAAGGUCGAGGACCGGGCGUGGUGCAUGAGGAUCGUCAAGACUUGAUGCAGGACAGGCACGGCGGACUGAUGGAGGAGGCUGAGUCGUCCGGUGGCGAGGAAGACGACUUCAGCGAGAACGAGGAGCCGGAGAUCGUUAAAGCGGAAUAAACGAGUUGGCAUCGCUAGCAAGAAUCUGUGACCAGAUUUGGUAACACGUGAACCGAUUAGGAAGUGCUUCGAAGAGUCGCGUUUGGGUUCAAUCAGGUCGAGUCCAGGCAUCGGAUCUUCGUUCAGCAGUCAAAUAAUCCAUCCACUACCUCAAGUAGAGACUUACUCCUGUUUUCUUUCUGUUGAGAGAUAGAAUUUUUGUUCCCAAAGAUCGAAGAAGAAGAAAGUUGAUAAAACGAAGAACUCACGUAUGGACACAGAGGCAGAGACCCGAUUUCGAUCGGUGAGCGAAUUCCUCCUACGCUCGUGACACAAGUGAACCAAGUUUUUCGUUACUACGUCAUCAGAACACACAUGAACACACACGAACACACAGAUGUACACAUAUAUGCGCGUAUACAUACACAUUUUUAUCCCGUUCAAAAUAUUCCAUCUGUCUACCUCAGUGAACACGAUAAACGAUAAGUGAUAGGGCAGACCAAGACGAAUCUCAUUCACGAAAAUCUUAAAAGGGAAAGGCGGAGCGAGAUAUGAUCGGAACGUGAAGUAACCUACGGUUAUUUACUACGAUUUUAGUCGCGUUACAAGACAUUAUUGCGAUCAUGUGUCGUGCAUGGCUGGAGCUAAUUCGUUUUUAGAAAAAUCGAGGCAAACGCGAGAGUAUGUGAGCAACCCAUGCCGACGCCGGGGCAACUGUUUUAUUCUUUUUAUUUUCGAAAAGUUUAAAUGAGGGAAAAGAUGAGAACGGUGACCGUCGCGAGGCACGCGACUCCCGGGAAGAUAUUAUUAUAUUAUUAUUAAUAAUUAUUAUUAUUAUAUAUGAAUGUUGAGGAAAAAUAUAUAUUGUCUAGAUUUAUAGAGAAGUUAGUAUACCGCGUCACGUGCAUGCGUAUGUACACGGAUACGCGUAUGGCAGACGGAAAAAGAAUGAGGAGGACGUAUUAAAAGUAGAGUGGAUACGUGUAGCGUUUAGAGCUAGCAUCCCCUGUAUUUUUUAGAUGCGUGCACUUCGGAAAUAUACACUUACACGGCAUUACGUACAUAAAAUACACGCUCGCACUGUACCAUUUUAUACGUACGCGGAUCCGUAACGCGUUAUGGGUAUGAUUGAAACGCGCGCGUGUUCCUGUCUCGCCAAUGUAAGAAUCGCGCUGCUAGAAGCGCGGUCAUUAUCAUAAUUGUUAGUUGUCUACUCGUUUUAUCGUGGAGAAAGAGUGGAAUAUAAGUUUGGAUAAAAUUCGUUAUGCUGAUUAACGAACGGGAAAUCGUUUAUAGCAUGAAACGAUAAUAUGUAUGAAACAAGAUUGGCUUAACAAGUCUGAAGUAGAAUUAGACGACGCAGUACGCAAACUGCUCGAUUUAGAGAAUCGUAAAUAUCGAAAAUCUUCGUCGUUCCCUUCUUUUCUCAAUUCACGUAUGCCCCGUUGUAGAUUUUAUUUUUUAUCAAAUUAUGAAUCCAUCCCAGGGCUUGCCAUGACUUACUUAGUACUUAAGUUCUUUAACGAUUUCAAAGUUUGUUUGUCUACCCCUCCUUGGGAACGACACGAUAUUUUACCUGUAGACGAUACCUUUGUACACAAUUAGUUGCUCGUGUAUUUUUUCGUGUUCUUUGAAAGUUAACAAAAAGGAAAGUAAAGAAGUGUAAGGGGAAUGAUUAUAGAGUCACAGUUUGGAACGAGAAUCACGAGAUUUUCUUCCUUGUCUUCUUCUUUCCCAUCGCAGUACUUCCAUAUUCUUUUAGUUCCGACUUCCCAUCAACUCUCUCAGUCGGUUUUAUUUAUGUAUCAGUUAACUUUUCUCCUUAUUUCACUUGCUCGACGACAUUAAAUGUUGUUGCAACAUGAACGUUCUAAACGUGAUUCUUGUUCUUCAAGUGAUACGAUUACGAUAGAGAGAAGGGAGGCCCGGACUCCUAGCCCGCGAUCAGACUCGGAAAAGUAUAAUAUUGAAAUGGUUCCUACUAAUUGAAUGCAUACACGAGCUACUUUGAUUUUAUUGUAUACCUUGAGGAGACAUAUUACGUAUAAAAAAUAUAUAUAUCUAUAUACACUUAUUAGGUACGCCUAGGACUAGGAGAAAAGAGAAACUUACAAUUAGCAAUACGUAGUGGCGCAGCACGGUGUGUAAGAAACACUUCUACCGUCUCACGUUCUUUAUUAUAACGGUUAUUAUUUUGUCACCUUUAAUAUCUCUUUUGUUCUUGCGUGAAAGUAAAGAGUGACAGUGAGUAAAUGAGAGAGUACCGAUUAUGGUAGAUGACGAAACUCUUCGGAUUUUAGCGCCUGUUUUCUUUUUGUCUAGGUUUAGUAGAUUAUACACAAUACUCGGCAUAUGCUAACUAACCCAUUCUUAGCCUGUAAGAGCAUUUUAUCGAUGAGACACAGGGACUUUCUCGGUGACUUUGAUCAGCCACUGAUGAAAACGUAAAUUUCUGUGUAUCUCAAGCGCGACUAUACGUCCAAGAAAGGAAAAAAGAAAAAAGAAAAAAAAGAGGAAAGAACAGAAUUACGUAGUGUCGAGAAAUCAAAAUUGACGAUUGACUGGUGGAUCGAACGUGCGUGACGAGCGAAUUUUUUGGUGUGCAACGUCGACUCGCCUCUUCCACGUACGAAUUCCCUAUUUGUUAGUAAGCUCAGACUAUCUAACAAAAAGUAUACUCUUCAUACAAGACAAUAAUUACACGAGCACGUUGGCGAGUUUAAUCAGAAUAAUUUGGAUUGACGGGGUGGUCCAGAGGGGACGAGCUCGACGUUGUGGUUCACGAAUUUUUAAAACUUUAUAUUGUAUAUACGUAUUAUAUACGAUAUAGUUUGUAUACGAUUGAAACAUUUGUAUACGAAUCACGCGAUGUGGCCAUCCAAAAUCCAAACGAGGGAAUCAGAUCGGCUCUCGUUCGACGUCUUUCCUAUCAGUUAGUCCACGGAGCGUGUUGUUUUAACUUAACACUUGUUAUGGACAUAGAAAUUUUUAAUUGCUCGUUUCAGCCCGAUAGCUCCACGAAUCGUCGCGCCGCGAAAUUACUGGGAAGCUUAGUAGACAACGCGUUUUAGACCGAGAGAGACGUGUACGUCAGUACAAGAUACAAUACGGGAAUGAUCAAUCGAGACGCGAAAUCAGGUCUAAACGGUACAAAGAAACCACUUCUUGCCUUGAAUAAGCUCUCUAGAAAUAUUAUGGAUCCGGGCACGGGAGUGCCAAGAGAUAAGGGUAAGAAAAAAGAAACGGAAUGAGAAAGAGACAAAAGAAUUCUUCGCAGAGUACAAAUUUAUCCGCGGUAUUUACCGAGGAGGAGAAUCUUUAAAAAACAAGAGAGAAAGAAAAUUAAAAGUGAAAAAAAUAGACACCGAAUGGAAGUUGGAAGCUAAGAGGUUUUCUGGGUAUUCUUAAACACGUUUGUAGUAACCACCUAUUCGAAACGAGGACGAAAGUAGGGAAAUGGAAGGAACAUCGAGUUGAUCGUUUUCUUUGUGCCAUUGUGAAUACUUAAUCGAACAUGACGCGAUUCGAGACUUCUUUUUCUUCUAUCUUUUUACAUUCGUUCAUUGUUUCAUAUUCUUUUUUUCGUCGCCGAUAAAAGAAGAAAAGAGUAUACGAAGUGCUCCAGUGCUUCAGUUCAUCCCCCACGCGUACAUAGUUGAUGUGAAACACAGUGAUCUCGUCAAUAGACUUUCUUCUUCGUGUUUUCUUUAUUUUUUUUCGUCGAUUUGCGUUUUUCUUUUCCUUUUUUUAAACCACGCCGACAGUUUCACUAACCGUCGCGCGAUGUACGUAAUAUACGGAUGCGUAUACAAGCACACAUAUACAUAUACACGGUAUACAUGUACAGAAUCGUUGAGAACGCGAGACACUUAUAUGUAUACAUACAUGCGCAUGUUGUAAGCAAACCUAAUAGUGAAAAGUGUGUUGGCCGGGUGCGCUCGUACGCCAUUCAGAGUGACAGAUUCACGCCCCACCCUGCAGAUAAUAGUUUUCUACGACAGUAUUUAUAUAUAGCUAAAUAUAUGUAUACAGACAGAAUUAUUAUAUAUUGUAUGUAUAUACGAAAUGUACAUAUACAUAUUAAAUAUUUUUACACGAACGUUCCGCUUACGAGAGCACCCCGUCACUCAACCAGUCGGGUACACGUGUUAAAUAGUCUGUUUUUUUUUAACAUAGCUCGCAAUAGUCACUUGGGAUAUAGAAUACCACCAAUUACAGUAUUGCAAUAAUAGUUAGAAGCAUAAUCGUGUGCACCGUGUAAAAGCUCCCACGCCAUCAAAAGCAUCCAAACAAUCGAUCACACUUCUAUCGAUUACGCCGCGUGUGUGUGUACAAUUGAAAUAUAUAAUUCUUGAAGAUAUCAAAGGAUAUAAUUUCGAAAUCGAUAAACGAUGAAGACAUUAUUUUCUUGGAUUAGAUAUUCUCUCUGUACGAUAAUUGGACUAAGAGAAACGGUGAGAGAAGCUGGCUAACGCAUGAUGGAACGUACUAUUAACGAAGUCAACAACGUUAGAGGCGUUAUUCUCUCGGUACAUCGACAAUAAUAAACGACGAGCAUAUCCGCGCUCGUAAAAACCAAAUCGUAUGCUCGCCUUCGCGUAGUUUUACGGUGAUUGUAAAGGUGGAUUAACGACGCCGUAAACGCGGCUAAGCCUUUCAUGAAUUGUCUGCCAGAAGCUACGCUUAUCAUCUUUGGAGAGAACGAGUAUAAUCGCUCCUGCCAAUGAAACGAAAUUCUCUUCUUGUCCAAGUACAGGAAAGUAUAAGAAGCUGACAUUUCGCAGCUGAAAAAAUAAUUCAUAGUUGUAUUCGAAAAGACUGCCAGUGAUCGUUGCAUUUGAUAAUCAUGGAAAUUGCACAGUACUCGUUUGUUCAUUUUUGUUCAAAUAUCAUCAGAUGAUAGCAAUUGAAAUUGACAAGUUUAUUCGAUCAUGCGUUAUCCUCCAGCAUCAGGAUCCCGAAUUAUCUCGUCUUUUUAUUUUUGCGCGGUAGGGAGCGAUCUGCCAUCUCGGGAACCGGGCACGAUUAGAUAAUGCAUUGUUGUAAAUGUAAUAACAAACUCAGGAAAUCUGAAGCAGCCAGGCCGUGAUACUAUACUUAUAGAAACUAUUACUACUGCUACUAUAUUACUUACUUACUACUACUACUACAGAUGUAAUUCUUGCGUUGAAACAGACGCUCGGAUGAUUCCGCGAGCCAAGCGCCUAUUCUGUUUUGUUUCGUUUGUUUGUUUUUUCUUGUUUGUUACGAGAUUUUACAUUGGCAAGUGGCAACAUGGCGUGUGCACACAGAAUCUUGUAAGUCGGCGUGUACUCGAUGAAAUCUAAUUGUAGCUGUUUCAGAAACAUACCGGAGAUGACUAAUGCAAGUCAUUAGUGUAUCUAGCAUCGUCACAAGUAAUAGCCGACAGCUCAAUUCCGUCUCACGAGUCAUGCGUUGAUGCAGGGAUAUAAAACCGAGAGGGGAAGAGAAACGAUUGUGAAAAUCAUCAGCUACCUCCAACUUUAACGUUAAUUAAAUAUCAGUCUUCUUCUCGCGCUGUAUACUCACACUCAUUACUCAAAGCAUUACUUUUACGAUGUUCGGGAAGCGAGUCAGUUGUUUUCUGAAUGGGAACCGUACAUUUUCCGUGUAGGACGGAUAUGUAUUUAUUAUUAUAUAAUUAUGUAUACACAACGUUUACACAUAGUCAGAAGCGCGAGAUAAUAUAGCUUCCACGGAUUAUAUAGGUUUAAGGAUUUGCCUCCUUGCGCGGAACAGUCAAGCCGGCGUGAUAAAAUACAAUAAGAAAGAAUGUAGAGAAGGAAUAGUCGAAGAAGUCUUGCUUAGAGAGUCAAACGUCGCGUUUUAAAGUAAAAAUGAAAUACACCGCCCAAAUUAAUUAGAGAUAUUAUUUUUAUUGUACGUUCGUCUCGGUUGAAAAUGUCAGGUAUGCUAGACAUAGGAAUUUCGACAAUCGCAAAAAACAUGUUUCAAUGGCCGCAAGUAUUUAUUCCUACAAUUAUUUUGAGCGGUGUAGAAGUAAUAAUUAAAAUUGGCGAGUGACGAACCACAAUGGAGCUACCUCAGUUUUACGAUAGACUUAAUAUAACGCGGAUGGGGCAGACAUCGAUAUGCACUCGAGCUGCUACGUUUUCUCGCUGAAAGUGGACAACCUUAUUCACUGCCAAGCGCGCACGACCCGACUGUUCUGCGAGCGACAGUGCUGAAUUCCAAAAUCACAAUGCAAUACGUUGUACUUACAGUCGUUUUUACGCGUUGACUCGUCAAUACUUAUUAUACCGGUUAGUGAUUUUAUUGCUACAUCGAGAGAAAAAGAGGGAGAGAGUGAGAAUGAAUGAAGGAGCGAGCGAGCAAAUGAAUAAUACUUAUAGGAGAAACAGAAAAUAAAAUGAUCAAUUUCUCGCGUAAAUGUGUUUAAUGCGUGACACGGGAUAUAUAUCGUAACGUAGAAAUUUAAAAAAAGUAUGACAGGCGAAGAAAGUAUGCAUGCCACGAAAGAGAGAAUGCGAAUAAAGAAGUUACGUUCGGAUGGCCUCCUAUUAUACGCAUAUAAUAAUUAUAUUAUUAGAAAGUGAGAAAAAAAUAUAAAAUAUACCUAUCUACGUGAUAUUUUACAGAGAACAUAAUCAGGGACGCGUCGUAACCAUAGACAUAUAAUUAUUAUAUUAUAUAUUACAUAAUAGAGUCUUUCUAGUGAUAGAGAAACCCAUCAAUCUCCUAACUUAUUUUGUAAACUCAUCGGAUUGGGUUCGAGAAAGAGGAACGGUCGCGUAGCGAAACCAAUCAGCGUGCAAUUCUCGACGUACGGCGUGACCGAAAUAAUAUUUUUCAAGAUACUAAGAAGGAAUGCUUCGUCGACGUCGGUCCUACACCAUCGUCUCUAAAAAUUGUCACGAUCCUGCUGGAGGAAAUUUGAUAAGAGAAAAACGUUUCAGUUAUGAAACGAAUGUUUUUAAUUCCAUUAUUCGUUGAAAUAGGCCAUACGAGGCACUGUCGUAUAAUGUGCUCGAUUACUUUUACUUAAAUAAAUUUUGUGCAAACUUUUUAAGAAUAUACAUUUUGUCAUAGUUUCCUCCUUAAUGGAUAAAUCACAGUUUCUUUAAACGUUGCAUAAUUUUGGGUCAAGGGAGCCUGUGAAACGGGGGUCAUUUGUCCUGCGAAAUGUAUUACCGAUUUGCUUAUUAUAUCUCAUUUCCGUAUCGCUACGUAUGAAUCAACGUAUUUUGCAUAUUGUUCAAAGCAGGUAAACAAGAAUAUUACGAGGAAUAGAAGAAUGAGAGAAGACAGAAAGAAAACUUGUAAAUUAUCAGAAGAAAGAGUUUGAGCGCCGUGAAGAGAAAUAAUACGAGAAAAGGGGAGUAAAGAAUGAGUAGGGAAGAUUAAUUAUAAGAAACAGAAAUCAUUGAUCAUCGGCCCCGUCGAGACGCAACGUCAUCUCGUCUUUUACUUUGCGGUUAACUAUCAUUAAGGUGCUUCGAUAUUGUUAUGUUACGUUUUUUAUUACCGUCAUUUAAUACUAAUGUUAUUAUUAUUAUUAUAAUUUCACUAUUAUUAUUAUUAGCUUCUCUAGAUUGCGUUUAAGAAGAAUGUAUGUACAUCUGUCUCUUGGUAGAGAACUGAGAAAAUGAGAGAGAUUUGCAGAAAUGAAUCGAUGUUAUUUCGUGGGCAUUGAAAUGAAAAGCUAUAUAAAGAAUCCUUGACGCUUGAAUUUAUUUUAUUCUCUGGUUUAUUUUUCUUUCGAUCGUUACUUUAUUCCAACUCGAUUUUUUGCCCACGUUUCUCGCCAUCGAGACAGAAGCAGUUUUACUGUACGUGAACGAGCCAGUAUGUCAGAUACAUCCUAUUUUUCCAUCCAUCCUUUUUGGAAUCCGGAAUCCUAUCUUUCUCGUUUCGUUGCCUCUUUUCAUAUUUGUAAAUAUCACCUAGUCUAUUUAUCUAUUAUUAACCGGUUUUCCCAUUUACGAAUUUUUCUCUCUACGUUUAUGACCUCUUUUGUAAUCUCUUUUGUACUUCUGUUCUGUCUUCCCUCUUCUCCUCGCACGUAUUACGUUGUAACUUUAUGUUCUUUACGUUUUUUUUUUUUUUUGCCAUUCUUAGCAUGUAAGCCAUCCAACUUGCCAAUACGAUUACAAUAAAUAUGUUUAGAAAGGAGA